Messenger RNA from Myripristis murdjan (pinecone soldierfish), 2219 nucleotides. RefSeq names its product lectin, galactoside binding soluble 3a (gene lgals3a). The record is from RefSeq and is a predicted model, not a curated record. The transcript is spliced from 6 exons. Gene Ontology annotation, biological process: positive chemotaxis; macrophage chemotaxis; monocyte chemotaxis. Gene Ontology annotation, molecular function: disaccharide binding; laminin binding; IgE binding. NCBI's taxonomy places the organism in Eukaryota, Metazoa, Chordata, Actinopteri, Holocentriformes, Holocentridae. The coding region runs from base 153 to 1295 and encodes 380 amino acids. Gene Ontology annotation, cellular component: immunological synapse; nucleus; cytoplasm.
UCAUCACCAAGGCGUGUGCGCGCUUCCUUUUCAAGAGUUGUGUGUGCAGCCUGUAGUUGUAGCUACAUUAGCUGCUAUCUGGCUCUCACAGCUGGAGAAACUACCACCGCUGGCCUUUACCGUCUGACAGGAGCCCGCCUCGCUGACAGAUCAUGGCAGAUUUCUCGCUGACAGAUGCCUUGCUGGAUGAUGUUCCAGGCCAGGCAAGCAAAACAGGAAACACUAACCCGUCUGCCGCUGCCAACAACCCUCCUGCUGCGAACCCAGGGUGGCCUGGUUCAGCCCCUGGAGCUCCAACCCAGCCCUCAGCUCCAACUGAGUUUGCCGGGGGGCCGUCUGGGCCGGGAGCUCCCGGGCAGUUCCCCGGAGGCCAAGGACCGUUCCCCUCUGGGCCUGGAGCCCCAGGGCAAUACCCUGGACCUCCUUCAGCACCUGGUGGGUUCCCACCAGGUCCUGGUGUACCUGGACAAUAUCCAUCUGGACUAGGGGCUCCAGGCCAGUUCCCCUCUGGCCCUGGAGCUCCUGGGCAGUUCCCAGGGCAGCACCCACCUGAAGGAGCUCCAGGACAGCUACCUGGAGGCCCUGUUCCAUAUCCAACUGGACCAUUUAAUUCUGGCCCCGGAGCCCCUCCUGGGCCUUAUCCUAAUGUGCCUUUCCCAGGCUGUCAGCCAGGAGGGAAUGGCAUGUAUGGUCCGGGUGGCACACCCCCCUUCCCCCCUGCAGGCGGUCCAGGCUCUUUCCCUGGAUUCCCUGGGCCAGGUGGAGCCUUUCCUCCAAUCCCUGGUGGAUCAUGGGGACCGCCUGGCGGUGGAGGUUUCCCUCCUGCGCCUGGCCCCUUUGGCCCUGCACCCAUGGGACCAUAUGGUGGACCUGCUGGCCCUGGAGGCACCCUGAUGGUGCCCCAUGAUCUCCCUCUCCAUGCUGGAAUUAUGCCCCGACUUUUAAUCACUAUAAUUGGGGAGCCCGUUGUUGGUGGAGACAGGUUCCACAUUGACUUCAUGAAAGGCCCAGACGUUGUGUUUCACUUCAACCCUCGGUUUCACGAGCAGACGAUUGUCCGAAACUCCAACCUGGGAGGAUGUUGGGGGCCAGAGGAGCGGGAAGGAGGCUUCCCGUUUGCUCCGGGCCGUCGUUUUGAGCUCAAGAUUCUCGUGGAGGAAGACAUGUUUAAAGUAGCGGUGGACGGCGUCCACCUGCUGGAGUAUGAGCACAGAGUGGGCGGGCUGGAGGAGGUCACUCUGCUCCGAGUGGCGGGAGACGUCACCCUGUACAGCGCAGCGCCCAGCAUGAUCUAACCCACACACACAUCUCAAGCUGCAGGGAGACCUGGGUCACACCCUCCCACUGUAUCUGAAAACUGUGUUUGAAAUCCUUUCAAAUACUGCGAUGCGAUUAAUGGAACUUGCACGGCACAUAGUCAGCAAAGUGCAGUCUCAGCCCAUCUGGCACUUAAAUCAUCGAAGCACAAAUUGCAGAUUAACCAAGUUCUGAUACACGAUAAUACAUAUUUUCCUUGUUCUUUUUUUUACUGGUGGUGGUUGCGAUUUGUAGUCAUUGACAGUCAAAUAUAUUUUAUAAUGUAACAGUAUCUAAGGUAGUCAGUGAGUUGAAGUUUCCCUACAACAGAAAUCACACUUUUUAGGGGAAUACUAAUUUAUGACUAACUGAAAAGAUUGUAGGCCAAGUGGAAAAGUAUGAUGUGUCCUAAGCAUUUCAUAUAUUUUCCACAGUACGCUGGAUUUUGUUUAUUUUCUAUGUUUAUUAUGCUGUCCUAUAUAUUACCACCAUCUUCAUAUGCCUUUAUGUUUGUGGUGCAUGAGAGUGUGUUGCUGAAAAUCAACGUGGUUUCCUCUUGACUGUCAUUUUCCAUCGCUGGGCAGCCCCAAGGAUAUGAAACAGAGCCUCACUGGCCUGUAAAGACAGGCUAUUGAUGAAGUUUUUACAAUUAUUUAUUUACCAAGUUUGUACCCUGCCCUUUUUCAGUAUUAAUCCUCAUCUGUAGUCUCCUGGCUGGAGGGUCAAAUCAUGAUUUACAAUGUAUGAUUUCAUGUUGAAGUCAGAUUUAAUGCGAAUCACAAAAGUAAGGCUCAAAUGUUUAAAAAAAAUCAAAUGUUGGACAGGGGGAGGGUAGGGGCUCUGAUUUGUUGCCAAAGAUACCAGUGGUACAGUAUUUUGAAUUUUGAGAUGAUACGCUUAUAAAUAAAGGAGCAACAAACAAA